Messenger RNA from Echinostoma caproni, 1341 nucleotides. The record is from the annotation of a GenBank genome assembly. NCBI's taxonomy places the organism in Eukaryota, Metazoa, Platyhelminthes, Trematoda, Plagiorchiida, Echinostomatidae.
CAAUGUGCCAAUCCUCUGACGCAAACUUUGUUUCGUCGUAUUGUAUUCUGUGGAUCUUGUUCAGCCUAUCGUGCCCCGAUUGCUUUCCUCGGAGGAAAAGUGAAAAGGGUCUGCGUGAUCGACUACUAUCUGAUUCAUGGGGAUUUGAAACCGCCGACAACUGCAAUCUUGGAGGGGAUUUUGCGUCGCACCCAAAAGGACUCUGCUUCAAUUGAAACCGGCUAUCUCUACUGGUGCGUGUACAGCCAGAAUACGUGGAACGCUCGACCAAAUAUUCGUUAUAAUAAAUCUGCUCCUCAGCACAAGUAUUUGACAUUAAAUGCGGAACCGUUCUGCCAGUCUCAGUCGACCACUUCCAUAUUUUUCCCCAUCCAGACAGAUACGGGGGAUCUCAAAGGUGAUUCGGGAUCUCGUGUUGCUGUCAGCUCCGGUAACGACGAUGAUUCCGAUGUUACCAAACCUUCUGGUCCCCGACGAAAGUCAAAUUACCCAAUGCGUCAAGGGUCUAACUCCUCCAAAGAUUUCAGCAGUUCGUCAGAACUUUUGAGUCCUAAUCUUAAGGCCCGCUCCCCUUCACAAUAUACCCAGCCGACUAUCUGCUUGUGUCGUAUGUACUGUGUGCUUCAAACGGACACACUCUUGUCCAUGUAUGCAGCCAGAGCGGACUCAAGAGCCAAAGAUCAACUCCCACUGUUGGGAACCAGAUUAUUCUAUUUAGAUCAGAAAGCGGAUAAUGUUCCAGAUGUUCCGAUAGUGUCAAAUAGAAAACGUAGUUCAUCUUGGGUGGCACCAGGUUGUGAUUUGAAUGGUUCACAAAUCUCUUCAAAAUCCAAUGCUACCAGUUCUCCCUCGCAAUCGAGUUUGACCUCCAAUCAUCGCGCAAACCGAGCAUCCACUGCAUCAUCGAACGGAGUCAGUGAUUCAUCUGAGGACAGUAUUCAGAAUCAUCAACUGGUCAAACCAAGUGAGAUACGAGCUGGAAAUCCACUCUAUCGAAAUCACAAACCGCCUAGUUUACCAGUCAAACCGAAGUACCUGAGUGAGGUGGUGCGAACAUUACAGGAAUAUUCUGACGGUUACGUCACGCGGAUGGCCGGACAAUUUGAAUCUUCUGUCCGACUGAAAAGAGGUGGUGCUUCGGACAACGGGAACAGUUCAACAGAAUCAUCAAAACCCCAAUGUGGCUUUAACCAGGCGGAGACCUUGAAACAACUCAGCUCAGUCUCUCCCACUGUAUUGGGUGUGUUGCAAAACAAGCUGGGUUUCUUGCUAUUACCCAUGAACACGGACUGUUUGGCACAUUAUUUUGAGGCGCCUACGUAUGAGGUGCGCACCAAGUAA